Cornus florida is the source of this 1802-nucleotide messenger RNA. Its product is annotated as F-box protein CPR1-like. NCBI's taxonomy places the organism in Eukaryota, Viridiplantae, Streptophyta, Magnoliopsida, Cornales, Cornaceae. The transcript has 2 exons. Bases 853 to 1344 code for a protein of 163 amino acids. The record is from RefSeq and is a predicted model, not a curated record.
UCGGGGCUAGGGUUUUAUAUUCUCUGUUACUGACCUCCAAAUCUAUUUCACAGAUUCAUCAUAGAACAGUAGCCAUGAAAAGGAAAAAGAAAUUCAACCCAGGAAGGAAAUUAUCUUCCGAGGCCCAUCAUUGACGAUAUUUUGCUGAAGCUCUCCGUAUUCUAAGCGCUUGCAAAUCUUGGCGCACUGUAAUCUCUGAUCCCCAAUUCGCCAAGCUGCUCUCUGCGAAGGCAGAGCCCUGUGCUCUGCUUCAGGACUCGGAUUCAACAACACUUCAUAUCAAGCUUGCACAAAUGGGUUGUUGCCAAAUGGGGUUAAAAGGAAAAGCGACAUCAGAGUCACACCCAAGGAUCAAAAUUUCAAAAUUGUGAAUUCUUGCAAUGGUUUCCUUUGCUUGUCUGAACCAUCGAGUAAUGAACCUGUUGUUGUGUGUAAUCCGAUCACGGGUGAGUAUAUAAACCUUCCUGUGGGUAAAGGAAGGCCUUCCAAGAAAACCCAAUAUUUUGUUGAUGGUGGGUUUGGCUUCAGUCCGAGAACUAAUCAAUACAAGGUGAUUAGAAUGUUUGAACGGCGUUGGGUAACUUAUAGGAGAGGGAUUGACAUAUACACACUCGGUGCACGAUCAUGGAAAAGCAUUGGUGAUGCGCCCUUUUUAUAUUGUAACCUAGCGUGUCCCACUUAUCUGGACGGAUGUGUCCAUUGGUUGCUCUGUGAAGAAGAAUCUUGGGGACGUUUAGUUUUACUGUUAGAAUAGUUUCUUUUAACUUUGACAACUAGAAGUUGCAAUUGUUUCCAUCGACUCGUGGUUAUAACACAAUCAGCUUUGAUUCGAGCUUGAAGCAUAAUGUGUCCAUGGGAGUGCUAGAAGGCUGUCUAUGCCUAUGUGAUGCUGAUUAUGAUCCCGUUCGUAUAUGGGUUAUGAAGAAAUAUGGUGUUCGGAAAUCUUGGACAAAGAUGUUCUCUAUUGAUCAGAGUUGGCCUUAUGGUUUAUAUCACCCAAUAAAUUACUUGAAAGGGGAAGUAUUGCUGUUUCAUUAUCUUAAAUGUGCUUUGAUUUGUUAUGACCCUGAAAUACCAAAAAUUAAAUAUAUUAAGAUUUGUGGUGCUGAAUCAAAAUUUAAAGCAAUUGCUUAUGUUCCCAACUUCAUUUCACUUAAGGACGCUAUUGUUGGAGAUAAUGUGGUCGUGCUGAACAUGAGUUCAAGAUGUGCAGGAUUCGGAAUGCACGCAGAGAGUAAAGCUCUUUCAUUGGCGGAAGAACAAGGGAAAAUGGAACUGGAUUCAGAUUUCUGUACUUGUUGUCAUAACGAAUCGAAGGAAGUAGCAUCGGUGCUGAUGGAAUAACUAGAGAUAUAUCUGGAGCUGUGGAGUAAAAGUAUACAUUUCCUGCACCCUCAUAAAUUUGAUAUUUUACUUACUAUGGACUUGUAGUUUUGGGUGCCUUUUUGUGGUUAUGCGAAGCCUAUUGGGUGAAUAGGCCACAACAAACAAUAUCACUUUUUGUGGAUUUGAGACUUCAAAUUUCUUAGGUGAAUGGAAAGUAUAUUGAGAACUAAACCAAGAAGAAAAAACUACUGAUAUCUUCCUGACCAAAGCUUUAUUGAGAAGUUCUCAUAAAAAUUGCAGCUUACAACUUAUUUGCAGAAUUAUUAUAGCAGGCCAUACAAUAGGACUGUAAAAAUUAAAAGUUUAUUGCUCUCAUUCUAUUAGAACCGUAAGUGAUCCCACUGUGUAUAUAUUUUACGUAGCAUUAAAACAAACAUUUUCUUGAUUUUAAGCAUCUAACAUUGCCGCGAGACAUU